UUACAGAGAAAAAGCAAUAUAAAUAACUCGCAGCAGAUUUUUCUGUGGAAAGAUUAAAAAGGAAAAGGAGGGAACAGAAGCCAUGAUGAAUCAUAUUCUGAUUAAACUGUUUUGGUCUAAUACAGUUUUCUUUGAAAGUUUUGUUAAGUUUACAGCCUACGGUUGUAUAGAAAAUGUAUUCUAGAGAGGUCUAUACAGGCAAGAGUUUUGUCAUGUCCCCCCAGUUUGAAUGCUUUUGGAGAGUAGAGUGAUUGAAUGGAUUAUGGGUCGCCUUAAUUUAUUUAGAUCUGGGGAAGUAGAGAACUGAUGAGUGGAGUGGAUUUUUUCUGUGGUUCUUUGGCAUGGUGGAUUGAAUUAUGAUGGUGUUAUGAGUUGGGCAUUUUGAUUGGAAGAGUUUGGAUUUGGGAGAUAAUUUUUUAGAGGGUAGGAAUGGGAUCCUGUGCAUCAGUGAAUAGAAGGGUUAACGAGGAGCAAGACUCUUCCUGUAUGCCGAAGCUGAGAUGGAGAAAGAGGCAUCUGGAGGCUCUGAAUUACUAUGCUGCAGAUGAUGAGGAUCGGGAUUUCUCAAAGAGGAUGUGUUCUAAUGGGGCCAGCAAGGUUGCUUGUGUUUUCACUCAGCAAGGGCGGAAGGGCGUUAACCAGGAUGCCAUGGUGGUUUGGGAGGAUUUUCUUUCAGAUGAUACAAUAUUCUGUGGGAUUUUCGAUGGCCAUGGUCCUCAUGGUCAUCUUGUUGCUCGUAGGGUUAGGGAUUCACUGCCAAUGAAGCUGCAUUCCUGUUGGCAAUCUUUCAAGGACAAAGCAAAUGAAAAUUAUGGUUCUGAUAGAUACAAUAACAGAAAGAAGGCAAAAAAUGCUCCUGAUGAUUUGGAUGGAGAAAUCAAUUCAGAGAAGGAACUAACACUUUUUUCUGCCUGGAAAGAAACGUAUCUGAAAGCAUAUAAAGUAAUGGACAAAGAAUUGAGGUCUAAUUCAACUGUAGACUGCUUUUGCAGUGGAAGCACUGCUGUUUCUGUUAUUAAGCAGGGACAAUACCUUUUUAUUGGAAACAUUGGAGAUUCUCGUGCUGUUCUUGGAACAAAAGCAGCUGAUGGUUCUGUCGUUGCUACUCAACUGACUGUUGAUCUGAAGCCUAACUUGCCAAGGGAAGCAGAACGAAUCAAACGAUGUAGGGGUCGGGUUUUUGCUUUGCAAGAUGAACCUGAAGUGCAUAGGGUAUGGUUACCAUAUGAUGAUGCUCCAGGUUUGGCAAUGGCAAGGGCAUUUGGAGAUUUCUGUUUGAAAGAAUAUGGUGUGAUUGCCAUACCUGAAGUUUCAUAUAGGUUGCUCACGGAGAGAGACCAAUUUGUUGUGCUUGCUUCUGAUGGGGUUUGGGAUGUCUUGAGCAAUGAAGAAGUGGUUCAGAUUGUCUCAUCUGCACCUACUCGAUCCUUGGCUGCAAGAAUGCUAGUAGAAUCAGCCGUUCGUGAAUGGAGAUUUAAGUAUCCAACAUCGAAGAUGGAUGAUUGUGCUGUAGUGUGUUUGUAUUUAGAUUCUAAAGAGGAUGACCAGCUAGGACAGGAGAACAUAUCAACCUCUUCAAAUGGUAUUGAUCAGAUGGAGCCCCUUGGCAUGGUUGGUAAUGGACUGAAAGAUGCAUUUACUGGGCAGCAAAAAGACCAGAUAGAAGAGGAGGGUCCAUUGUUGCAGCGUCUUUUUACAAUCCGAGCUACUGAUGAAUCUCAAUCUUGCCUUCAAUCAAUAGUCAUAUUGGAACCUUCAAAAGAACUAAAAGAGUGCUGUGAAGAAAAUGUUUUAGAUCCUGUUGAACCUCUUGAUGCCAUUGAUCAGAACUGGUCUGGACUUGAAGGUGUUACAAGAGUUAACUCACUUGUCCGACUUCCCAGAUUUCCUGAUGAAAAGAGCUUGUAGAACAAAAUCAGGCUAUUGUUUAAUGUUUACCCAUAAUGCAGUAUAUUAGUUUGAAUCAUUUCCUUUGUUUUUAUAUGAUUACUGUAAACCUGUUAAGUGAUAACUUGCUAAUAAACUUGCUCCAUAUGCAAGUUUAUCUCCUAUCAUCAGUUUUGUUUAAAUGUUUUUUAUAACCCACAUCGUCAAUGCCCUGCUGAUUCCUUGAGCGUACAUUGUAUUUUGCUAAGGACCAACUUGUGUUUCCUCUGUACAUUUUCUUUCCACUAUUGAAAGGACAUUCGUGCUUUUGAAUGA
Messenger RNA from Cryptomeria japonica (Japanese cedar), 2202 nucleotides. RefSeq names its product probable protein phosphatase 2C 1. The transcript is spliced from 5 exons. Gene Ontology annotation, molecular function: protein serine/threonine phosphatase activity. Bases 430 to 1908 code for a protein of 492 amino acids. The record is from RefSeq and is a predicted model, not a curated record. Gene Ontology annotation, biological process: protein dephosphorylation. Lineage: Eukaryota; Viridiplantae; Streptophyta; Pinopsida; Cupressales; Cupressaceae.